This is a messenger RNA of Oncorhynchus keta (chum salmon), 2897 nucleotides long. RefSeq names its product C2 calcium-dependent domain-containing protein 4C-like. The transcript has 3 exons. The record is from RefSeq and is a predicted model, not a curated record. NCBI's taxonomy places the organism in Eukaryota, Metazoa, Chordata, Actinopteri, Salmoniformes, Salmonidae. Bases 285 to 1577 code for a protein of 430 amino acids.
CACCAUGGAGAGCGCGGCGCGCGGGGUCCAUAUAUAACCCAGAGGUGAAACUGAAUCAUCAGAGCCCCAACUAUGUGUUUUUGUGCCCAACAGUUAGGUUACUCUGUCUGUGUAAAGUGGGUUAGCUAGGCAACCCAUGUGAGGUGAAUUACGGAAAGUAUUGAGGGGACACGGACAGACGCAUGUGAGGGAAGUUGGAACAUUUUCUGUUUUUAUCCGGAGUUCAGCAGGAGAGCGAGAGUAACACUUCAGCGCAACGCUAGCUUCAGGCCCUGGAGGGAAGCAUGUGGCUCCUGGAGAAGUUCCGUGGCCCUCACAAUGGUCACUCUGCAUCGGCAGGGGACAAGCAGCAGAACCAGACUGGCCCCGUCUCCGUCUAUAACAACAUCAUCACCCCUGAUAAGAUCCCUGACUUCUUCAUCCCCCCCAAACUCAUCUGCUGCCCUUCAGAGGCAGAGUGCCUAACUCCGGAGACCCAGCCCCGCUCUACUCUGUGCCCCUCCGCCUCAGAGCACACCAUCUGCAGCCAAACCCAGGGCAACUGCACCCGGAACCCCCGCAGCCCACGUCUGCUCUCCCGACUGACUGGGGACACCCGCAGCCUCUUGAGGGCCGCUAACCGCCACGUCAUCCAGAUAGAGAGCGCUGACGACCCGGGGAGCGAGGUAGGGGAGGGGGGAGACCCUAACACCAAUGCAGACCCCCAGUCCCAGACCGCCAUGUCCCUGCCUUACGUCCCCAAAGCCCAGACCUCGUACGGUUUCUCCACGCUGGUGGAGAGCCCCCACACCCGCCGCAAGGAGUCCCUGUUCCACAGCAACCCCAACAGCCCCCACACCUCCCCGGGCUCCCAGAGACGCACCCAGGGUGGGAACCACCUGACCCCCUCCGACCCCAACCCCUACCGCUAUUUCAGCGGGGGUGAGAGCGACACGUGCUCCUCAGCCGAGUCCUCCCCCUUUACCUCCCCUCUCCUCACCCGCUCUGCCUCCCUCCUCCGAUCCAUCACCCAGGAGACGCAGGCCAAGGUGUCUCGUGCCAAGCGUACCCUGGCGCGCCACAGCUCCCUGUCCACAGACGAGUGCAGCUCAGCCGACAACAGCCCCAACCUGACACGCCGCCGCCUGCGCUGCCCUCCCUCCCCCGCCUUCCGCGGACGCAAGGGGACCGGCUCCGGGGGGGCAAGUUCAGACCUCCAGCGCGAGCACUCGGUCAACCUCCACAAGGGCGGCACGCUGAGAAUCAGCAUGCACUACGACGCCGAAACGGCCCGGCUGAGGGUCCGAGUGCUCGCCGCCGAGGACCUGUAUGACAAACAGACGGACGUGAAGAGCAUCAACUGCUGCGUGUCUCUGUACCUGAACCCGGGCAAGCAGCAGAAGCAGAGGAGCACUAUCAUCAAGAACAGCAGGAACCCCGUGUUCAACGAGGACUUCUUCUUUGACGCGGUGCCCGUCACCCAGGUCAAGAGCCUGGCCAUGAAGAUGAAGGUGGUGAACAAGGGGACCAGUCUGAAGAGAGACCUGCUGCUGGGGGAGAGGGAGGUGCUGCUCAGCGACCUGCUGCCAGGCUUCUAGGGACACAAAGAUGCUCCCUCCCCUGGUUAUCUCCCUUAUCACUCUUCACUCGUUUACUCCCAUUUGCCUGAUCUGAUAGGGAAUCAAUUAUGGUGGGCACUAGGUCGAGCUAUUGCUUCACAGUUCAACUACCAUAGGUUACCUACCACAGUUCACCUACCACAGCUCACCUACCACAGUCAACCUACCACAGCACACCUACCACAGCGCAUUUACCACAGCACACCUAACACAGUUCACCUACCACAAUUCACUUACCACAGUUCACCUACCACAGGGCACCUACCACAGCUCACCUACCACAGCUCACCUACCACAGUUCACAUACCACAGUUCACUUACCACAGUUCACCUACCACAGCUCACUUACCACAGUUCACCUACCACAGUUCACCUACCACAGUUCCCCUACCACAGUACCCCUACCACACCACAGCACCCCUACCACACCGCACCUACCACAGUUUACCUACCACAGUACCCCUACCACACCACAGCACCCCUACCAUAGCUCACCUACCACAGUACCCCUACCACACCACAGCACCCCUACCACACCGCACCUACCACAGUUCACCUACCACAGUUCACCUACCACAGUUCACCUACCACAGUUCACCUACCACAGUUCACCUACCACAGUUCACCUACCACAGUUCACCUACUACCCAGUCAAGUCAGAUCUGUGAAGGGGAUGGAACAAGAACAAAGGAGAGCAGACAACUUGUUGGAAUGAAAUGCGGCCAGGCUGUUUCUUCUGUCUGGAUUGACUGAGAUUGACUUAGAUCAAACCCUGUGGUGGAGCGCUUUAGUGAAAUUGGUCACCUUGGAGACCAGCAUGUAGCAGAUCAGAGUGAGGAGGUGUGUGUGUGUGGGGGGAUUCUCCACAUUGUGGGUUUGAUUUCAUUCUACCAUCACAUUAUCUUACCUAUUGACAGCAGUAGUAAAGCUAUGUUUCUCUUGCUACAUCUCCCCUCUUUAUAUUGUAUUGCUGAACUGUCUUUAUUGAUUCACUUGAGGGUAUAUUCAUAUUGUGUUAUUCAGUACAUGUGCAGUGGCUGGGUUCCAUAUCAUUAGUGAGGAAGCUGGAUGAUACUAGUGUGAGUUGUGAACAGUAUAUUUUGUAAUUAUUCUGUACUUUUACCAGAAUGUCAUUUUGCAUGCUCUUUGUUCUUAAACACAUUUAUCAUGAUCAAUGGAAGAUUCCUUAGUUUUAAUUAAGAGCUGUAAAAUCAGAAUCAGUGUUAGAUUGAACAUAUGGAUAUGAUUGAUGUUUGUGUGACACGUUGACUUCUAUCUAUUAAAAAGCGCUAGCUCUUC